Blepharisma stoltei is the source of this 1853-nucleotide messenger RNA. Lineage: Eukaryota; Ciliophora; Heterotrichea; Heterotrichida; Blepharismidae. The record is from the annotation of a GenBank genome assembly.
AUGAGAGAUCGAAUUCAAGCUAAGGAAAGCCCAAAUGCUACUCACCAAAGUCUCCAAUAUCGGCAAACUAUAGAAAGUUUAAAAGCUGAAACAAAAAAGCUAAAGGACCAAAUGCAGCUUGAUCACAUACAUACAGCCCCUAUAGGAAACGAAUCACAUAUUGCUCGCCUUCAAGAUCAAGGUGACAUCUACACUAGAAAAAUUGAAAUCGAGACCAAGAAGCGUGACGAGCUUGACAAAAAAAUUAUUGAAAUGCAAGAAAAAAUUAUUAACAAACGUGCAGCAUUGGGAGCUGCAAAGCGAAAUAAAGAAACGAAUGAUACAAUAGUCCAGAAAAUCAAAAAAACAGAGCAUAAACUCGAUAAAACCUUGCAGAAAUAUAACGAAGCUGUAGCACAAAAUAAAAAAUUGCAUGACCAAAUUGAUUCAUUGAGAAGAGAAAAGCUUGUUUAUCAAACCCUGCGUCAAAGUUUAACCGAAGAAGUUGAUAAAAAGCAGCAAGAAAUGAAACAAAUUGAAUCUCAAAAGGAGCAAGCUAAGAUCCAAAGAGACGAAGCUAAAAAGAAAUUAUUAAAUCUCAUAUAACAGAGAAAAAUAAUUUUUUUAAUUUCACAAAAUAUAAUUUAUUUGAUUUUAAAUAAAUAUUUUGUUAUUGUAUAGGAUAAGUCUUAAAGAAACUGCCGAAAGGGAGCAAGCUAAGUUCAAGCAAGAGUGGCAAGAAUUAACAGAGCUGAUAAAAAAUGAUUCGAAAAUAAAAGAUUAUUUGGAUUUAAGGCAGGAAGAAAAAGAAGAUGAAAGCCAAGAAGAAAGCUUAUUAAAAAAACAUGAUAUGGACAUUAUCAAAAACUUAGAUCGUACAGGAUCGAUCAGUAAAAAAGAUAGAGAAAACAUUAGAGAAGCGGUCAAAAAGGUAGAGCAAUAUGAAGAAGCUUUUAAGAAAAUCGAAGAAGCUACAGGGCUAUCUGACAUCGAUCAAAUUGUCAGAACUUUUGUAGAAGCUGAAAAACAUAAUUAUUCAUUAUAUAUAGCUUGAAUAUCGUUUUGACUAGGGACUGUGAUAACGUCUCUAGACGUCAUGCAGGGAGUUGAGGAGCCAGCAUUUGUUAGUAAAAACAUUUUGCUGGGUUGCAAAUCCACUUCUACUGGAGAUUUACGACCCAAGAGUUGGUUUUUUACCAAAAACCUUAGCUUGCAAACUCCUUUAGUGACCUAGGGAGACAUCGGCAUAGCCCGAGCCAAAACGAGGUUUAGGCAUUAAUUAUGUAAAUGAGCUAAGCAAUGACAUUGAAAGACUAGAAAAGCAAAUAGCUCAAAUUAAAGCAGAGAUAGAAAAAUACAAAGGAAAAGGAAUAAACACAGACAAUCAAAGGAAAAAAAUUAUGAGUGAUUUAGAAGUAAGACUCAGCAUGACUGAAUCAAGAGCUGAAAAUUACGAAAGAAAAUACGAAAAGACCAUGAAAACAAUAAAUGCACUAAAAAUUGGGAUUCAACAGAUUUUAAAAAAAAUUGGCUGCAAUAACGAAAUGACAGAAAUGAUGUUGGAUACGCAAGGAGUUGAUGAGUCUAACAUGAUGCAAUGCCUUGGCGUGAUUGAGCUGAGGACCAAUGAAAUACUGCAAAUGUAUUGGGGCUGCACUAAUGAUCAUUCUUACGCUCCAUCACAAGCUUUGCCAUCGAAUACACAUCAUAGUCAGCAGAUUGCAGUAAAGCAGCCAAUAAAAAUUGAAAUUGAUGCUCCGCCUCUUAAAGAUGAAAAGGACCCUGGAGAAGAAGAUGAUAAAGGAAACUUGCUGACAAGAGAGGAAAUGAAUGAUAGAGCAAUUAUAAGAAGUGUUCAGUAUAAGAAAAGAUAA